AUGGCGCCUCGCGCGUCGGCGCGUCCGCGCCUCGCCCGCGUCGCGCGCGGCGUCGUCAUCGCAUCGCUCUGCGCCGUCGCGCGCGCGGCGAAUUUGACGCAGAUCGCGUCUCCGUUCGCCGACGUCGACGCGCGAACCGUCGAAUUCAUCACCCCCGCGGCGCACGCGUCGUCCGCGCCGUCGGCGCUGUCGACGAUCGCGUACGUCCUCGGCGCGCGAACGAUCAGCGCGCUGACGCUCACGACGUCGCCGGUGACGCUGACGACGAUCGCGACGCUCGACGAGGACGCGACGCCGUGCGAAGGGCUGUUCGCGUACGAGAGCGCGCGGGACGGCGUCGCGGCGGGAAAUCGAGCGCGCCUGGCGGUGACGUGCGCGGGAACGAAUUCGUUGUUGAUAUACGGCGUCGAUGGCGAUGGAACGCGAGCGACGAAAGCGAGACAGAUACACGCGGUGAAGAACGCGACGAGAAUCGCGGAGCCGACGGAUGUGGUGGUGGUGAACGGGACGCUGGCGUUCGUGGCGAGCCGAGCGCACGCGCGGGUGGUCUUCGUGAAGUUGGAUCCGAACGAAAACGACGCGCCGACGAUCACGGGAUCGACGUAUCAGCUCUCGGGAAUCGAUAAAAUACAGUUAGGACCGUAUGAUAGGCAAACGCUGCGGACGAUGAGCGGGAUGACGCGGAGAGUGACGACGUUAAAGUACACCUCGGCGGGGACGAUGCAACUCGUCGGGAGCGUCAAGGAUAGUCGGUUGGAGAGCGCGAGCGGCGCGUGCGUGGGGGUGGGGGGCGGCGAACGCGCGUACACGUACGUGGUGACGCCGACGUUGAAUGGGGGGACGUUUUCGAUAUUUAACAGCUCGACGUACGGCGCGCCCGAGUAUUUGAACGGGGUGCACGCGGGGCGACUCGCGCCGAACGAACCGUCGGAUGGCUUUGAGUUAGCGCCGGCGGCGAACCGAGAUUUAUCGGGCGCGCGCGACGUUAGCGUCCACGGCACCACCGCGUACGUCGCCGCCAAAAGUAUCGGUGCCAUCGUCGUCGUCGACAUCACCGACCCGAACGUACCAGUCGUGUUGGAAAAGGCUCGAUCCUCCGCCCUCGCCGGCGUCGACCGCGUCGUCGCGUCGCCCGACGGCGUCUUCGUCGUCGCCGCCGUCAACGCCACCGACGAUGGCGCCAACGCCACGAUCGUCAUCGCUAGCAAAGACGACACCGCCAUCGCCAAGCACGGUGCGUACACCGGCGCUAAGAAGCGCCGACGCCUAUUCUCCUCGUCAAAGGUGCACUUUCCGAACGCGAAUUACGAUUACGACGUCAAGACAAAGGUGGCGACACCCACGCGGUAUCGAGUGAAGUUGCCGAAAGGGUACGAUGGGAACAGGAAAGAGCCGUACGACGCGUUGAUUUGCGUGCCGGGAGAGGCGGGAUUCGGGCCGAGGGAGGGGAAGGUAUCUUUGACGUCGAGCGUGGCAAAGAAGAAGUGGAACGACGCGAAGGAUGUAAUUUUGGUUGAGUUGGCGUUUAACACGCCGACGUGGCUGAACGAUUCGGCGUCGAUGAACCACGAGAGCUAUUUGCUCAAGGUGGUGUUGCCGCACUUCUUGGCGGCGCACAACGUGGGCAAGAUGUCGCUUCUUGGCUUUGGUUCAGGCGCGUACGGGGCGCUGAGUUUGCUCAUGCGACGUCCAACGGCAUUUCACGCCGUUAUCGCCGCUGAUGUACCGAUCUUAGGUGGGUUUAAGAUGAUAGAGCGAGCGUGGGGACGCGAAGAUCUCGAGCGCGAGGCGAACUGGGGGUCGUGGAACGAGGCGUUCCCGCAAGACGACGACUGGACCCCGUACGACGUCACCACCAUCGCACGCGACGCGUGGGUUCGCGACCAUCUCAACGCCACUGAAUUGUCUAGAAUCGCUCUCAUCCCCGGGAGCAAAACUGCGAACGAGCUCGGCGACUUUGCUCGCCAACUCGAAGCCGCCGGCGUCGCGCACGACGUCAUCGAAGGUUUCGAGAGCGUCGACAUUCAUCACGAGGGCGAGUGGAUCGAUGCCGCCCUCGGAUGGCUCGCGCCGAGACUCGCGUAA
This is a messenger RNA of Ostreococcus lucimarinus CCE9901, 2085 nucleotides long. RefSeq lists its product with no specific name. The record is from RefSeq and is a predicted model, not a curated record. Bases 1 to 2085 code for a protein of 694 amino acids. The transcript is spliced from 2 exons. Lineage: Eukaryota; Viridiplantae; Chlorophyta; Mamiellophyceae; Mamiellales; Bathycoccaceae.